Messenger RNA from Talaromyces stipitatus ATCC 10500, 2283 nucleotides. RefSeq names its product Patatin family phospholipase, putative. Gene Ontology annotation, biological process: lipid metabolic process. The transcript has 3 exons. Gene Ontology annotation, molecular function: triacylglycerol lipase activity. The record is from RefSeq and is a predicted model, not a curated record. Bases 1 to 2283 code for a protein of 760 amino acids. NCBI's taxonomy places the organism in Eukaryota, Fungi, Ascomycota, Eurotiomycetes, Eurotiales, Trichocomaceae.
AUGACCACAUUUCGAGAUCCAACGUCGGUACAUGCGCAAAUACACAGAAAACAGGGUCUGCAACUUGACCGGUCGCAAAAGGGUGAAAAUGGGGUCCCUAAAUCGUCGUCAUCGCGACUCGCAAAGAGAGUCUCCAUUGCCGCCUUUUCGUCAUUGGUUAAAGACGGUGUCGCCUGGACCAGCGAUCGCCUGAAUACGUACAGGGAUAGGCUCUCAAAGGAGGGGCGAGAGGAAAAGUUGCGACGAGAUAAUCGCAGACAAUUGCUGUAUCUGAAGAUGCGAAAUGCCGUAUCAUUCGAAGAAUGGCGUUCUUGUGCCUGCGAAUUGGACGAACUGGAAGGCAACAACAAGUGGAAGGAGAUAUUUGACUCUGAUGAGUAUAAUCCUGAUCUGGUCUUGGAACGAAUGAGGGAAUUAGAAGACGCUCGAAUCAGCUGUGAUGUCAGUCGCAUGUUGUUCCUCGUUCGGACAGCAUUAACCAGGGACUUGGGAAAUAUGAGUAGCGCAUCGUUAUACCGACAUUCACAUAUCGGGACCAAGAACCUUAUCGAUCAAUAUAUCACGACAGCUCUAAGCACAAUUUCGACUCUUCUAGAUCUAUCCGGAAGCGACCGAAGCGACUCUACCGAGAUGCAAUAUAUUCUUGAUCAGUUGUUGUCCGCACGACAGGCAUUUGGCCGCAGUGCCAUUUCAUUAUCGGGAGGUGGUACUUUUGGCAUGAACCACGUAGGAGUUAUUAAGGCCUUAUGGGAGGCGAAACUUGUACCUCGGAUCAUCUCCGGUGCAUCGGCGGGGAGCAUUGUCGCUUCCAUAUUCUGUGCUCAUACCGAUGACCAGAUUCCUGCAGUCCUAGAAGCAUUUCCCUACGGCGAUCUUGCCGUUUUCGAACCCGAAGGAAACCAACUUCCACCUUUGCAGAAGAUGGCUCGACUUUUGAAAUAUGGUUCAGUUUACGACAGUUCUAAUCUGGAACGAGUGAUGAAGAAUUGGCUUGGAAAUAUGACGUUUCAUGAAGCUUACAACCGCACGCGGAAGAUUCUGAAUAUAUGCAUCUCAAGUGCCGGGCUUUACGAACUUCCCCGGUUAUUGAAUUAUAUUACAGCACCAAAUGUGCUGAUUUGGUCUGCUAUUACUGUUUCUUGCUCAGUACCCUUUGUGUUCUCGCCAUCUGUUCUGAUGGCGAAAGAUCCUCUCACCGGAGAGAAUGUACCUUGGCACAACGAGGGCGGCCAAUGGAUUGACGGCUCUGUCGAUGGAGAUCUUCCCAUGACUCGUUUGGCAGAGAUGUUCAAUGUUAAUCAUUUUAUUGUUUCGCAAGUGAAUCCGCACGUCCUUCCUUUCUUAGAAAAAGAGACUGGUCCAGCAACAGAUGACCAGCCACAAGCUUGGUUUAGCUCUCCGUGGCUGAACUCGAUGACGAGCCUUGCACGCGACGAGGCGCUACAUCGCAUGAAUGUGUUUUCAGAAAUGGGCGUUUUUCAAAACCAGUUUAUGAAAACUGCUUCGAUCUUAAGUCAAAAGUACUCUGGCGACAUCAAUAUCUACCCGGAAAUUCCGUAUGCUCAUUUUCUACGUAUCCUUCAAAACCCGACUACCGAAUUCAUUCUGCAGACCUGCUUGAACGGCGAGCGAGCAACUUGGCCUGUUGUUUCCCGUGUGCGGAACCACCUGGCCAUCGAGUUAGCCCUUGACUCGGCCGUACAAACAAUGCGGGCGCGUGUUGCAUUAAGCCCGCCCGUUACAGUGACGUUGUCGACGUCCCAUCCAACCGCUCAAUCACGAAUGUUGUCCGAACGUGACCAACGGCCUGACAUGUUUCCGAGGCGGAGCUCAUAUAGCGAAGCUGGAAGAGCCAAAAACACGCGGUCUUCAUCUCAGCGUCGACCUAAUGGAGAUUUGCGCAAGGCUCAUAGUUUUGUUUCCAUCGAAAUUGCUGACCUGCAGAGAUCUUUCAGUCCAGUUCAUCACUACAAACACGCGCAGACGAGUAGUCUGACGGAGUCACCACAACAUAAUAGAGCAAAUGUCCCGAGGUACAAUGCAGAUGAAUCAUACUUUAUUGUGCCUAGUGACAGUGAUGAUGAGUCCUACACUUCAUGGCCGCAACGACCCAAUAUGUCACGUCAUGCUACGUGGAGUGGGCCACCGUUGAGCGGCACAUCAAGAUCGGGCCGGACGAGCCCUGCAAUAUCUCGACGGUCGUCAAUUGCUAAGACCGCUUCCAAUCCGAGUCGACCAACUUCUUCUGGUGAGGUCUAUCUGUCGCCCACGCCCGGAUUAUAG